GAAGUAUGUCAAAGAAUGAGAUUUCAAAAUAACAAAAGGGACAAAAUUGUCAGCAGAAUCAAGAUGGCAGCUCCCUUGAUGUCGUUGCCUUCUUCUGGCAGUAUCAAGCAUGUAGUGCCGUGGCGAUCACGGCAGGAAUUCUUAGGCGUCUAUGAGAACCUGUUCAAUGAGGAUGUGUCUCAACAAAAUCAAGCCAUCAACAGAAUUGCCACUUGGAAGUCAAGGGCAGGGAACAAGUUGUCUGUGGCUAUUGAAAGUUCUGCUCAUCUUCUGCAAGUUUGCUUAGACUACAGAACGGCAAAGGCUGAGGGCUCUCUGCAGGAGAAAGACGCCCAGUUGAGGUCCAGCUGUGGCCUUGCACUGAUCAGGUUUGUGAAUCACGUGACAGAAAAGGCUCAGACAAAGGCAGUGGCUCAACCAGUCCAUCUUAUCGCACGGGAGUUUGGGAUUCCUGAAUGGCUAGUGAGGAUGCGUCACGAUGCCACCCACGGGACCAUGCCUUGUCUGGACGCCCUGGUGACUGGUGUCAAGUGGGCCCUGGCGUACCUCAACGAGCGCUUCUGGCAGCAACAGCUGGAGGAUCAAACGGAGGACAGAGCGACAGAACAACCAGAGAAGAAAUUCAAGAUGGCUGAUGUCCGAACUGCUAUGUACGAUUUUCAGAAAGCUAGGUAUCAGGAGCUAAACUCAGGGACUGAUGAAGAGAAGAAGGAAAAGGAGAAAGAACACCAGAACAACAUCUUGCAGACUUUACAGUCAUACCUCUCUCGUAACAGGCUACAGUUCAUCAAGUGUUUUCUGGAAGAUGGCAUCUUGAUCUCUACUGAGGAGCAGCUAGCUGCCUUUGGAGUACAGACAGAAGACCUUUUGGCCCACUCUCCGCCCACAAUGCCUGUAGAAGUGACUGAGUUUUGGCGACCCUUGCUGCAGAAGUUGUACAGUUCAGGGGCCCUCCCCCUGCUCAUGAACACGGCUUUGUUCUCGACCACGCCAGAGCCGGGACUCCGGAACUACCAGCUCGUGGCAUGGCUUGUCUACUUGCUGUCUCAGAGUACAGAUUCCACCCUCAAAGGCAAACGGAAACGAAGGAGGAAAGAAGAAGACCUUGUCAAAGGCCCCAUGCAGAUUCCCAAGAAGACACUUCUGGCAGCCUGUCUGCAGAACGUCAACUCCUAUUCCAUCCACUUGUUCAAAUAUUUGGCUGACAGAGAAAGUCUUGGUGCUUCAGUAUAUGAGAAGCUGAUGAAACUGCUGGAUAUCAACUCGGUGGCUGCCGGUGGAGAAGGAGCCUCGGACGAAUCAGACACUGACAACACCGUCUACACUGUCGAAGACCUGAAGUCGGAGAAGUUGAAGAAAGUCCGUGGAAAAACUGAGCCACCCCCCUCUGUGGAAAAUGUCCAAAACAGCAUAGAGAAACAGGACAUUCCUUGGACCAUUUGCACAGAUAUCAUCGACUGGUCCACUGUUCCAUUUGGAGUCAUUCCUGAUCCCGCUAGUCUUGAAAAUGAAGCAGACGGCCCUGAUGGUGACGUGGAAAGCCACAGAGAGGAUCAUGUCAGUGAUAAUGAAGAUGAUGAAGAAGAAGAUGACAGCAAAGAAUACAGGGGGGAAAAGAAGAAGAGAAGACAAUCAGCGACGGGGGAGAAUGAUGAUAAAACUGUCAGCCCCAAGAGGUCAACCUACGUUGUGAAGGAAGAUCUGUUGUGAGAAGUACGAAGGACUGAUUCUUAUUAAGAAAAUAAAACAUCUUAUAUGAC
Messenger RNA from Aplysia californica (California sea hare), 1760 nucleotides. RefSeq names its product ribosomal biogenesis protein LAS1L. The transcript is spliced from 14 exons. The coding region runs from base 16 to 1710 and encodes 564 amino acids. NCBI's taxonomy places the organism in Eukaryota, Metazoa, Mollusca, Gastropoda, Aplysiida, Aplysiidae. Gene Ontology annotation, biological process: maturation of 5.8S rRNA; maturation of LSU-rRNA. The record is from RefSeq and is a predicted model, not a curated record. Gene Ontology annotation, molecular function: endonuclease activity. Gene Ontology annotation, cellular component: preribosome, large subunit precursor; Las1 complex.